AGUUCAGUAUUAUUUCCCCAUAUCUAUUUAGGGAACUGUUGUAAUUCCAUUAUGUGAUAUUUCAUUCUGUUACAAACAGAUGACACUCAUACUGUAAGUAAAGUUAUUGGACAGCUUUCAAAAAUGAUUUGGGAUAUUAAUUUAAUAAUGCUGUUUUUUGCAGUUGGAGACGUUCUGCUGGUUUCGACAGAACUGCGUACAGCUAUACUUCAAAUUACGAAAACAUCUGUAGUGGAAGGGGAGACCAUUGAGUUCAAAUGUAUGAUAUCAGCUGUGCACAGAGAACAGCCAAACAAGGAGAGGAAUUGGUUCCAUUUAUAUAAAAACAGAGAGAAGGUCAGCUCACUGCCGGAGCCCCGAGGAAUAGCAGCUAUCACAUUUAUAAAUGAAGACAUCAGAAAGAAUGACGCUGGAAACUAUACCUGCAUGCAUGGAAAUCAGAAUCCAGGAGAUGUGAAAUAUAUCAGCCGUGGUCCUCCGAUUUAUCUGAAUGUACAAGAGUCACCGUAUUCACUCGUGCUUCAGCUAGACAAACAGAGUGUGAUGGAAGGAAUGGACGUAUCAUUUAAAUGUAUGAUACCAGUGGAACUCCGAGAUACAGAACAGAAAAAUGGGUCUUUCCAUCUAUAUAAAGAUGGAAGCCUUGUCGAUUCACAAACCGUUCCCAAAAGCUUACCAGGUGCCACGUUUUCCAUUAAAAAAGUGAAUAGGAAUGAUACUGGAAACUACACCUGUGUGUAUGGAAAAGAGACGAUUGUAAACUCAGCAAACAACAAACGCAGUCGCCCAGUCUACCUUGAUGUGACAGAGACACGGUAUUCACUCGUGCUUCAGCUAGACAAACAGAGUGUGAUGGAAGGAAUGGACGUAUCUUUUAGAUGUAUGAUACCAGUGGAACUCAGAGAUACAGCACAGAAAGAUGGGUCUUUCCAUCUAUAUAAAGAUGGAAGCCUCGUCAAUUCACAACCCGUUCCCAAAAGCUUACCAAGUGCCACGUUUUCCAUUAAAAAAGUGAGUAGGCAGGAUACUGGAAACUACACCUGUGUGUAUGGAAAAGAGAUGAUUGCAAACUCAGCAAACAACAAACUCAGUCGUCCAGUCUACCUUGAUGUGACAGAAUGCUUGACAAGUCCAACCACAACUGCCAAGACCCAACAAAACAGUUCAACAGAGUCAUACGGGCUGGGGAAUGACAUCAGAAUCUUCCUAUCCCUGGGGAUCCUUCUUCUGCUCUCAGCUAUUGUGGGGGAAGACUUCUAUAGCAGACAGAGGAUGCACCACAGGGAAAAUGCCAAUGGACAAUAAACAGGCCCAUCCUUCAAUGCUGUCCUUUGAUUUGCAGUGCAGGUGGAAAACAUCUUGUAAUAUGACACAAAAAACUCACAAGUUACAAAGAAAUAUCCUGCCGAGGAUUAGGAGAGAUCUGCAAAGAGCACCACAUUGUACAAGCAAAGUAAAAGUGUCACUAUCUUGUGUUAUCUGCUAACAUGUGCAAGCUUAUUGUAAGACAAGUUCCUGAAUUCAACAGUGCUGAUUGUAUAAAGUGUUACGGAACACCCUGAAGUGUUUCAAGAUACUGAAUACUUUGCUUUUGCUGUAUAUAUUUUCCAUACAUUCCUCAGUGUAAGCAUGUUUUUUUCACACCUCACAUAUUUAUAUGAAUAUAUAAUAUAUUUCUCAGGGGUGUUCAUUAGGAGAAGAGAAGUUCUCUUAAAAACAUCAUAGUGUAUCCAGGUCAUGCUCCCACUUGCAACAAAGCUGCUGCUCUGAAUGAGUGCUUGUUGUGGAAACAGGAAAUUAGCAUGGUUGUAAGAGGGAGCAUGAACUCGAUACACUACAGGCUGAUUCAUAAUUCACAAAGCAUUGUCAGAUCAUUGAGAAAACUGGAGGGUACGCAGAGGAUGAUCUGCAAAGGAACAAUGUGUGUGACUGAGACACUCUGUGACACAUUGUUUGGCAAUCAGGGAGUUGUUCAACAUUGAAGUACAAUUGAUAACAAUGUAAAACAACAAUGCUGUGCAAAUGAUGUUUCACCCUGUGUGUUAAAACACUCAUGAUCUUUUCUGGCAAAUGAUGCAGAUGAAUGUAUUUUCAGCUGAUUGUGAAGUGUGAAUCAAAAAUAUAAAACAAUCAGAAAUGUGUUUAAAACUAUACGGACAACAAGGGAUACAUCAAAGAUAAAAGUAAUGUGUUUCUUGUAAACAAUGUAGGGUGUUCUGUAACACACAAAAAAAUUGUUUUCCACAGAUUAUAAAUUAUUUAGGACCUGCCGCAUAUGUUGUGUUUUUGUUAAAUGAAAUAAAUGGACUUGGUCAUUCUCUGCUU
Messenger RNA from Polyodon spathula (Mississippi paddlefish), 2325 nucleotides. Its product is annotated as immunoglobulin superfamily member 1-like. Bases 124 to 1305 code for a protein of 393 amino acids. The record is from RefSeq and is a predicted model, not a curated record. Gene Ontology annotation, biological process: cell surface receptor signaling pathway. The transcript has 8 exons. Gene Ontology annotation, molecular function: transmembrane signaling receptor activity. Lineage: Eukaryota; Metazoa; Chordata; Actinopteri; Acipenseriformes; Polyodontidae.